Molecule: messenger RNA, 912 nt
Organism: Neoarius graeffei (lesser salmon catfish)
Lineage: Eukaryota; Metazoa; Chordata; Actinopteri; Siluriformes; Ariidae
Product: tripartite motif-containing protein 29-like
Exons: 5
Coding region: 15-806 (263 amino acids)
Molecular function (GO): zinc ion binding
Source: RefSeq, a predicted model, not a curated record
GUGUUUGUAGGAAAAUGGCUGAACUCCAAGCUGCUUCUCCUGCUCACUGUUACGCUGGACCUGGAGAUGUGGAGUGUGAUUCCUGUAUUGGAAGAAAACGCAAAGCCACUAAUACCUGUCUGGUGUGUCUGGCCUCCUAUUGUGAAGCUCAUCUUAAACCUCACUAUCAGUCUCCUGCCUUUAAGAAGCACAAGUUAGUUGAAGCCUGUGCAGAGCUCCAAGAGAAGAUCUGCUCUGAACACAACAAACUGAUUGAUAUCUACUGCCAUACUGACCAAAGCUUCAUCUGUUAUUUAUGUAUGAUAGAUGAACACAAAGACCACAAUACGGUUUCAACUAAAGCAGAAAGAACUCAGAAACAGAUUGAGCUAAAGGAGGAGCAGAAGAAAUUCCAGGUGAAGAUGCAGAAUAAGAGCCAAAAGGUGCAACAGGUGAAACAGACUAUGGACUCUAUUAAGAUGUGUUAUAAGGCAGCAGUAGAUGACAGUGAGAGGAUCUUUACUGAGAUGAUCAGCUCCAUGGAGAAAAAGCGCUCAAAGGUGACAGAGCUGAUCAGAGCUCGGGAGAAAGCUGAACUGAGUCGAGCUGAACGAGUCCUGAAGCAACUGGAGCAGGAGAUUGCUGAUCUUCAGAGGAGAGUCACUGAGCUGGAGCAGCUUUCACACACACACGAUCACAUCCACUUCCUCCAGAGUUUCCCAUCUCUCUGUGUUUCUCCUGGAUGUGACGACUCCCCCAGCUUCACUGUCAGUCAACAUCUCUCAUUUGAUGGAGUGAGGAAAUCUCUCUCAGAUCUGAAAAAAUGAGUCGAGGAAAUUUGUGAGGAGGAAUUCAACAUAACCCAUCCACAUGCUGCGGCAGUUCAGAUGGUUUUACCCUCAGAACCAAAGAGCAGAGAAGAUUUUCUGCAGU